Molecule: messenger RNA, 3575 nt
Organism: Leucoraja erinaceus (little skate)
Lineage: Eukaryota; Metazoa; Chordata; Chondrichthyes; Rajiformes; Rajidae
Product: octopamine receptor 1-like
Exons: 4
Coding region: 1571-2701 (376 amino acids)
Biological process (GO): adenylate cyclase-activating adrenergic receptor signaling pathway
Cellular component (GO): membrane
Molecular function (GO): G protein-coupled receptor activity
Source: RefSeq, a predicted model, not a curated record
AGUUAGAGAAGUCAAUGUUCAUACCGCUGGGAUGUAAGCUGCCCAACCAACAAACACUAUUCACUGUGCCUCGGUACACGUGACAAUAAAUUAAACUGCAGAGGAAAUGUGUAGAAAGGAACAGCAGAUGCUGGUUUACACCAAAGAUAGACAUGAAAUGCUGGAGUAACUCUGUGGGACAGGCAGCAUCUCUGGAGAGAAGAGCUAAUGACAUAUUGGUCUUCAGCUAAUGGCAUGUUGGCCUUCAUAACAAGAGGAGUUGCGUAUAGGAGGUCCUUCUGCAGUUGUACAGGGCCCUAAUGAGACCACACCUGGAGUAUUGUGUGCAGUUUUGGUCUCCUAAUUUGAGGAAGGACAUUCUUGCUAUUGAGGGAGUGCAGCGUAGGUUCACAAUGUUAAUUCCCGGGAUGGCGGCACUGUCAUAUGUUGAAAGAAUUGAGCGACUGGGCUUGUAUACACUGGAAUUUGGAAGGAUGAGAGGAUUUCUUAUUGAAACAUAUAAGAUUAUUAAGGGAUUAGACAGGCUAGAAGCAGGAAACAGGAUCCGAUGUUGGGGGAGUCCAGAACCAGGGACCGCAGUUUAAGAAUUAAGAAUAAGGGGUAAGCCAUUUAGAACGGGGAUGAAGAAAAACAUUUUCACACGGAGAGUUGUGAAUCUGUGGAAUUCUCGGCCUCAGAAGGCAGUGGAGGCCAAUUCUCUGGCUGCUUUCAAGAGAGAGUUAGAUAGAGCUCUUAAAGAUAGCGAAGUCAGGGGAUAUGGGAAGAAGGCAGGAACGGGGUGCUGAUUGGGGAUGAUCAGCCAUGAUCACAUUGAAUGGCAUUGCAGGCUGGAAGGGCCGAAUGGCCUAACCCUGUACCUAUUGACUAUUGUCUAUUGUCUAUUGACACUAGUGCGCCUAGGAUGGAGGAAGGACCAGAGAGAAGGGAUGCAGGGGUUAGAGAAGUUAGAGAAAUCAAUGUCCAUACUGAUGAUAGACACAAAAUCCUGGAGUAACUCAGCCGACGGGCAGCAUCUCCCGAGAGAAGGAAUGGGUGACGUCUUCGGGUGGAGACCCUUCUUCAGAUCGUGAGACAGGGGAGAGGAAGUGUAGAGAUAUGGAAGGGUAAGGUGUGAAAACGACGGAUAUGCUGGUUUACAACAAAAACACACAUACACAAAGUGCUGGAGAAACUCAACAUUACUGUAGAACAUGGAGGGGUGAGGUUUCGGGUCGGGGACCCUUCUUCCGCAUAAAACUCCGGGUUUCAGACCAUUCUCCCCCUCCCUCCCCAUCCCUAUCACCUCGACGGGCGCGGACUGCGAGCUGGUGCUGGCGAAGGCGAUGUAACAGCGCUGCUUGUGGCGCUACCAAGCAAGGCGACAGGUUGACCGACCUACAAGGCGCCAAGCGAGCAAUGAGUGAACACCUUUGCUCGGUGCAGAGCGAGGAAGGGAGCUGACCCCCGGAGACCAGCGGUCCGCCCGCCUUGCCAACUAUGUCCCGGAGACUUUCUGCAGACGGGGAGAGGAGAAUGCUGUGUGGAACACACUAAAGACUGCUCGCUUUAACAGUGUUCUGCAGGGCUUAAGAUGUGGUUCGAUGCCAACCUGUCAGUGCUGCCCAACGGUUCGGUGCCCUGGGAUCUGGGAGAGGGAGUGGGCAACAGCACCACCCAGCUGGCUGCCCACGACGUGGUGGUGGGGGUCUUGCUCACCCUCAUCGAUCUGGUCACCUUCCUGGGCAACACCGUGGUCUUCAUCUGCCCGGCCGUGGAGAAGAGGCUGAGGACCGUCACCUAUAUGUUCAUCAUGUCUUUGGCCUUGGCAGAUCUGCUGCUCGCUUGUCUCGUGAUGCCCUUCAGCAUUAUCUAUGAGGUGACAGGGAUGUGGAUGUUCGGCCACCAGUUCUGCAAGGUGUGGAUCUCCUUUGACGUGAUGUUCUGCACGGCCUCCAUUGUAACCCUGUGCUUCAUUAGCCUGGACCGUUACUGCUCAGUGGUGACCCCGUACAACUACCCCAAGAGGAUGUCUCGCAAGAGAUGUAUCAUAAUGGCGGUGACCAUUUGGGUCUACUCGUCGCUCAUCUCCUUCUUGCCGGUGAUGCAGGGCUGGAAUGAGAUACCUGGCAUCCACUUCGACGUGGGCACCGAGUGCGUCUUCGUGACCAACUGGACAUUCGCCAUCGUGGCGUCCGCAUUGGCUUUCUACAUCCCCUUCCUCAUCAUGUGCUGCAUGUAUUUCUUCAUCUACCGGGCUUCCCGGCUAAAGGCCACCAGGAUCAUGUCCCAGACUCUGGACCUCCACUACCACCCCAACAGCAGGCGCCCCAACAACCUGCAGCUGGAGAACAAGGCGACCAGGACCAUGAGCAUCAUCAUCUCCGUCUUCGUCAUGUGCUGGCUCCCCUACUUUGUCCUCAACGUUUGGCUGGCGGUGCACGGCUCCGAGGAGACCAGCGAUGUCGUGGUCCACGUCUUCAAGGUGAUAACCUGGCUGGGCUACUGCAACUCCACCAUCAACCCCAUGCUCUACGCCUUCCUCAACCGGGACUUCCAGCGGGCGCUGAAGAAGCUGCUGGUCUGCCAGCGUUGGAGCUCACAGGUGGACAUCGGCGAGGACAUGGUCUCUAUCGUCACCUUCUCCAAGACCGCCCAGGACGCCGAGUACAACACCAGGGCGGCCGGAGUUGCCAAUGGAACCAAAAGCAAAUCAAAGCCGUAGGAAGAGUUUACAUGAGUUUGGACGACAGGAGUGUGGAGUGUCGGCUCCAAGUGGGGAGCAACUGGAGGUGAACAGCUGAAAGCUCUGCCUGGUUCUGUAUCAGGCAUUUGACCCCCAUCUUUCUGCACUGACUCACUCAGUAUUACUCAUAAUCCGUCUGAGAAAGGGAUCCCAGCCCCAGAACUUGUUUGUCUGUCCAUUCCCUCCGCAGGUGCUAGCUGAAGCACGGUGGUUUUAGAGAUGCAGCGAGCAAACAGGCCCCUUCUUCAGCCCACUGAGUUUGUGCUGACCAACAACCACCCACACACUAGUUUUAACCUGCACACUCGUUGCAGUUUACAGAAUGCCAAUUAACCUACAAACCCGUACGUCUUCGGAGUGGGGGAGGAAACGGAAGAUCUCAGAGCAAACCUACACGUUCACGGGGAGAACGUGCAAACUCCGUACAGACAGCACCCGUAGUCAGAAUCGAACCCGGAUCUCUGGUGCCUGUGAGGCAUCAACUCUACCGGCUGCGCCACUUGUGUUUUACUCUCAUGAUUUCCCUUUUGUCCUGGACAUUUCUGUACUGUCGACUUCAGCCAUUGCUCUGCUAAACUCUGUUGGAUUCUCUUCAACUCGCAGCAUCUUUCUCUCUCGCUGCAUCUCAUCCCGCAACCUUUCUCUCCCCCCACAGAACCUAGCUACCACUUCUUGUGCCUACCCUUUCCCUCUGGCUUUUAGAGUCGUAGAGUGACACAGUGUGGAAACAGGCCCUUCGGCCCAACUUGCCCACACCGGCCAACAAUGACCCAGCUACACUAGUCCCACAUGCCUGAGUUUGGUCCAUAUCCCUCCAAACCUGACCUAUCCAUGUACCAUCUAACUGUUUCUU